This is a messenger RNA of Coffea eugenioides, 1878 nucleotides long. RefSeq names its product putative pentatricopeptide repeat-containing protein At1g12700, mitochondrial. The transcript has a single exon. NCBI's taxonomy places the organism in Eukaryota, Viridiplantae, Streptophyta, Magnoliopsida, Gentianales, Rubiaceae. The record is from RefSeq and is a predicted model, not a curated record. Gene Ontology annotation, molecular function: protein binding. Bases 1 to 1878 code for a protein of 625 amino acids.
AUGAAGAUUAACGGGAGAAAUAUUGGUGCCCAUUCCGUUAAGAGAUCAUCCAUGUCAUCUGUCAAUCGCAAUGCUGGAGGUAUUUCUGAGCAUUUCCCUCCAAGGCCACUUCCUGUUUCAUUACCCUUUUCUUGUAUCAGCGGCAAUUUUGGUUUUUUUUUGGCCCAUUUUCAUUCUGCUAGGAGAAUUAAGUCUCAGAAUAAGGGACUAUUUAAAUCUGGGUUUGCUGAUAGUAUUCACAAUCUUGAUGAUGCCGUGGGUUUGUAUAAGCAAAUGGUCCGGAUGAGGCCUCUGCCUUCUGUUAUUGAUUUCGCCCAAUUGCUUGGCCGUGUGGUCAAGAUGAAGCAAUAUUCUGCUGCUAUUUCGAUUUACAAAGAUAUGUGCUUCUUGGGUGGUAUUCCUAUUAAUGACUAUACCAUGAAUAUGGUCAUUAAUUGUUACUGCCUCUUAGAUAGGACUGAUUGUGGUUUUUCUGUUCUGGGAUCCUUCCUCAAGCACGGUUAUUUGCCUGACGUUUGCCUUUUCACCACUUUACUCAAAGGGCUAUUUGGACAAGGUAAGGUUCUUGAGGCACAAGAGUUAUUCAGGAAGAUAAUAUGUGGAAAACUAUGUCAACCCAAUGAUAAAAUGUUUGGGACUGUAAUAGAUGGGCUGUGCAAGGUGGGGAACACUCGUGCAGCCAUUGAAUUUUUGAGGAUAAUGGAAAGAGGAAAGUGCAAGCCCAAUACUAUCGUGUAUAACACCAUCAUUGACAGCUUAUGCAAGGAUAGGAUGGUGGAUGAAGCUCUUGCCCUUUUCUCUGAGAUGAUUGAUAAGGGCAUUCCCCCAAACGUCAUCACUUGUAGUUGUUUGAUUCAAGGGUUGUGUAAUAAUGGUAGAUGGAAAAAUGCUGAAAACAUCUGGAAUAGGAUGGUUGAUUAUAAUAUUUCUCCUAAUGUUUAUACAUAUAACGUCGUGGUUGAUGCGCUUUGUAAGGAAGGAAUGAUCGAAGAAGCCGAGAAGGUAAUUCAUACCAUGAUUCAACAGGGCAAGAGUGCUGAUAUGGUCACCUAUAAUUCACUGUUGGAUGGCUACUGUCUAAUAGGCCAGAUUCCUGGUGCAAAAAGAGUUUUUGAUCUGAUGAAUGAUGGAGGAGUAGCUCCUGGUAUUCAAAGCUAUACUAUUUUAAUCAACGGAUUUUUCAAGCAAAAGAAAGUGGAUGAAGCUAUGCAUCUCUUUAGACAGAUUCAAUGUAAAGGAUUGAAACCUUCAGUUGCUACUUAUAACAUUGUCCUGCAGGGCUUAUUUAGGGAGGGAAAGUGUGCUACUGCAAAACGAGUUUUCAAUGAGAUGCCAGCUGCUUCACUAAAUCCUAAUUUUUACACUUAUUGUGUCAUUUUGGAAGGUUUCACGAAGAAUGCAAAUAUGAAUGAAGCAUUGUUAUUAUUAGAGAGGAUGGACUCUGACCGGGUAGACCUUGACAUUACCAUGUUCAAUAUCAUCAUUAAUGGGUAUUGCAAGAAGGGGAUGCUUGAUCUUGCACAAGACAUUUUUCAAAGUCUUCCUAAUAAAGGAUUGCAUCCUAAUGUUGUGACAUACAAUACAAUGAUAAAAGGACUUUGUGAAGCAGGAAAGCUGAAAGAAGCUAAAGAGUUUCUUGUGAAAAUGAAAGAUGAUAACUGUUCGCCAAAUGCCCGUACUUACAAUAUCAUCGUCCGUGGAUGUCUUAAAUGCGGUGAAUAUUUUGAGGCACAAAUGCUUCUUCAGGAAUUGUUUGCAAGAGGGUUUUCUCCUGAUUUAUCUACUGUUUCAAUAAUUGUUGAUUUAGUUUCUAGUGAAGGGAACAAUUCUAUGCUGCUUGAUAUGGUUUUAAAGGUUGCUCCCUACACCCCUGGGUGA